AUGAAAGCAAAAUUGUUAAAAGACUUGGUUGUAUUAAGAAAAGAGUUUCAGCAAUGGGAUCGAGUACUUACAUGGAGUGAAGAUGGGACUUUAUACUUUAGUACUAUUCCAGAAUUUACCGUUGGCCAACCUUUAUACAGUAAAGAUAUAAAACGGUCAAGUAAAGAUUUAUUUCAUUUAACAAGCAUUGACUUUCCAAUAAUGGAUAAUAAAUUAGAAUUUGAAGAUUCUAAAGAUAAUAUUCUGUUAAAUUCUCAACCACAGUCUUAUAUCAGAAUGUGCAAACCUUGCCCUUACAAUAGCAGUUUAAUUGCUGCAAUAACAAAUAAUGGAAACAUUAUUAUUUAUCAUGAUUAUAAACCAAUUUUGAACAUGGAUCAAGAAGGAAGAAAUUUACAAGAGAGAACAUAUCAUAGUUUCGCAUGGGAUGUAAAGGGAAAUACUCUAGCAGUUGGGAAUGAGUCAAGUGAGUUAAUUCUAUUUUCAAUUGAUUAUUCCACAAAUACAUAUUCUUCUAAGACAGUGAAGCUUAGUGACGGUAAUGGGUGGAUUACAAAAAUAGUCUGGAAUAAUUUUGGUCUCAUUGCAGCAUCUUCGGAUAAUACUGUGUAUUUUAUGCAGGAUUUAGAUAAACAAGAGCCUAUCUCUACAAUAAUAUUACCUUCUUCAAGAUUCAAAAUAAACGAUCUUUUACUCAUGAAAAAAACAGUUUUUGUCUCUGUAUGCGGUAAUAUUUUCAAGAUUAAUAUUUCCACUGGCCAGAGAAUAAAUGUUGCAGUAGACCCAACUUGUGAAUAUCUAUUUAUACCAUUAUAUAUGAAUAAUGAAGUGAUUUUAUUAUCUAAUAAAGCCAGUCAUAUUGUUAAACUUUUAGAUGAUGAUAUUAUAUUACACCCAGAUAACAUAGUAUUUCCAUACCUGAAAAAAAAACGUCAAAAGUGGCAAGAUCUUGGAAAUCAAUAUAACAAAUAUGAAAUAGACCUUUCUAUCUAUGGACUGGCCCUAUCAUUGGAUCAAUAUUCUGUUGCUAUAGCCUAUAGUAUUCAAAGAGUCAGUUUUAAGUAUAAAAUUAUGUCAGAGAAUAAAUUUAAUGUUAUGUUUAUUCCACUUUAUGAAAGUUGGAGUUUAUCUUCAAAAGGUUCUGGGAUGUUAUGGUUUCAAACAUAUAAUAUAUAUGGAAAACAGUUACCAGUCACACCUAACAAUUCAGUAAAUACCACUGAAGAUAAUAAUAUUGAUACUGAUCUCGAAUUUGUCGAUUACUUAAAUAUGUUGGUUAAAACAUCUGCAAUUAUCAAAAGGAUGUUUCAAAAUAUGAUUGACCCAGAUUCUAUAUCAAUGGUAUUAUUUAGAGAGUCUAUUCUUAAAUAUGCAAAAGCUCAUAAAGAUAAGUUAAUUAAUCCUAUGGACAAGUUAUGUGUUGAAUCAUUAUUUGAAAUAUUACGAAAAGAAUCCAUUUUUGAAAUUAAAAAUGAUGAUACAAUAGUUAUAAAAGGUGAGUUUAUAGAACAGACAUUUAAUAUUUUUGGCAAUGGUAAUCAACAAAUCAUUAAUUCUAUAGAAGGAAAUUCAUGGAGAAGAUGUUCUUUGACGUUAUUACCUUUGUUAACCACUAAUACAAAAAUAUGUCCAGCUAGUAACCAAAGAAUAAUAAAUAUAAAAAAGGAUAUACAAAAUGAUUAUGGCUGGUUCACUCGGACUUUGCUAGAAUUUUUCAAUGAUAAAAGCCCGUACACAGGUGGUAAGUUUAGUGAAAGUACAUAA
Arxiozyma heterogenica is the source of this 1764-nucleotide messenger RNA. RefSeq names its product transcription factor TFIIIC subunit TFC8 (gene TFC8). NCBI's taxonomy places the organism in Eukaryota, Fungi, Ascomycota, Saccharomycetes, Saccharomycetales, Saccharomycetaceae. The transcript has a single exon. The record is from RefSeq and is a predicted model, not a curated record. Gene Ontology annotation, molecular function: protein binding. Bases 1 to 1764 code for a protein of 587 amino acids.